GAUUCACGCAUCGACGGUGAACAAUGACCCGGAUAGAGUGAUUCGGUUGGCGACGGAUCUGCGUUUUGCAGACUCAUCCCGGCCGUAUGAUAAGGUGGGUUUAUACCUGAGGGCUUUUAUGAAUUGGAUGGAGGCUGACCAUGCUGCAGAGAUGGAUGAACUUUUACCGAUUUAAUGACGGUGUUUAAUUGGUCACAUUGGACAAUUGCAAUGAUUGAUUUAAUCUAAACAUAAUUCUUAUGACAGACAUGACAUGAUCCUUCCAUCUGCUUACUCCCAUCCAUCACCCUGCUUUCUGCUCUCAUCUACUCCGUAGUAGAGAUAUCAAACGUACAAUGACAGAUCCUAAACCCUUCGUCAGCUACCACACUUCCAGUGCAGAACGAUACCUACUGCUGAUCAUCACAGAACCCUCCUGUCCACCCACCACCCUGUUCAAUGCACUAACCCUUGAAUUAGUCUCUCUCCUUGACACCGAACAAAAGCAACAAGCAGCCUACCGUAUUCCGACAGGCAAGAUUGGCAAUGCUAUCCCCGCCACGGAUCUGGCACGAGGUGGAAUUGCUCAGCAUGAUUUCCAUGAGGGCAGCCAGGGCGGGCAGACCCAACCCGAGGCAGGAGUAGAGGGUGACUAGGGCGGUUUUCAUCGUGGUGUAGAUGGCUUCUAGUUGGUGGCUAAGAACUAGUGGAUGUUGGCGGUGGUGGAUGUCUACCAGAGAGAUGGCUGCAUUCUGUGAGGGAUCUGCAGAGGGGAUUACUUGGAUUGAAGCUCGUGCAUGGCUGCGGAUGGUCCGGUGCUACACAGCACGAUCUGCUAUCGAUAUGGCGAGGGAUACUCGG
Molecule: messenger RNA, 840 nt
Organism: Aspergillus welwitschiae
Lineage: Eukaryota; Fungi; Ascomycota; Eurotiomycetes; Eurotiales; Aspergillaceae
Exons: 2
Coding region: 336-635 (99 amino acids)
Source: RefSeq, a predicted model, not a curated record